UGCCAGCGUCUAUCCAUUGAAAUUUGUCUCUCUCUCUCUCUCUGUCUCUCUCUCUCACACACACACACACACACACACACACACGGAAAGAGAUGCAGAAGAGGAGGGUCAAGCAGAGCUGUGUGAUGGGACUGACUUUAUAGAGGAAUAUCCACAGGCACUUCCAACUGAGACUGAGAAGCUUGAGUGUCGCAGUCCGUUGGCGGAUGUUAAAUUGAGGCGCGCGCGUUAACUGAAUAGCGCGAUCUGUUUCUAACUGUCUAGUGGAUUUAUAAUCGACAUUAUUUGACUAAACGCGGUUAUUUCAUCUUCAAGGAAUAAUUCAGAGCUUUACAGGGAUAACCUUACCUUCGCUGUACGAUGGGGGAGAUUUGUCACCGAAGUUGGACUAUAGUGAAGUAGCACCAGUUUAAAUAUUUAGGUGCUGCCCAAACGACCUUUCGUCCAUUUUGUCUGUACGCCAAACAGUUUUCGUUACUUCCGUGGGUUUUUACGGUGAUGUAACAAACAAUAAUAAUAAAAACUGAUUCAACGCAGAAUGGGACGUGAACGGAUGAAGUUUCACCACUGAGGAGCGUUAUGGUGAGUGUUUGCGUGGCCGAAGCCAUGCUGAUCUUCAGUGCUGGGUGGUGGAGUGUGGUCCUGCACCAGAGCCUGUGCUGCUGAAGCCGUGUGCUGCUCCCCCCAUGGCUCCAUGGGAGCUGCUGCUGCUGACUUUCAGCCUCCGCUACUGGCUGACAAGCUCUGCCAGUUUAGCUGAAGAAGGCCCUGCAGGACCCUUGGACUGGCUUCUUUCUGACAAGGGCCCAUUUCACCACUCACAGGAGUACACUGAAUUUGUGGAGAGGAACCGUCAAGGAUUUUCCACAAGAUACAAGAUCUACAGGGAAUUUGGCCGAUGGAAAGUGAAUAACUUGGCUGUGGAGCGGCGGGAUUUCCUGAACUCCCCCUUGCCUCUCACCCCGGAGUUUAUAAGGAACAUUCGACUCCUGGGACGCAGGCCCACAGCCCAGCUAAUUACUGACAACCUGAUCAAGAAAUAUGGGACCCAUUUUCUACUGUCAGCUACACUAGGAGGAGAGGAGGCUUUGACUAUAUUUGUGGACAAGAGAAAGUUGAGUAAGAAAGCAGAGGCAAGCGACUACACCAGUAACAGCACAGCGGUGACUCUGGAGGCCCUGCACCAGCUGGCUGCCUCCUAUUUCAUAGACAGAGAGAGUACUCUGCGAAAACUGCAUCACAUCCAGAUUGCCUCCACUGCCAUCAAGGUAACUGAAACCAGGACUGGUCCUCUCGGCUGCAGUAAUUAUGACAACCUGGAUUCUGUCAGUUCUGUGCUGGUUCAGAGCCCUGAGAACAAAGUCCAUUUGCAAGGCUUGCAGGUCAUUUUGCCAGAUUAUCUCAGAGACACAUUUGUCCAAGCAGCUCUCAGUUACAUUGCCUGCAAUGGAGAGGGAACAUUUGUCUGCCGAGGGAAUGACUGCUGGUGCAAGUGUGACCCUAAGUUUCCAGAGUGCAACUGCCCCUACAUGGAUAUUCAGGCCAUGGAGGAAAGCCUUUUGCGAAUCUCUGAAUCCUGGGCUCUUACUUACAAAGAGUUUGAAGAUUCAGAUGAGUUCAAAACAUUUCUGAUGAGGCUGCCGCAGAAUUUCUUUCUCAACUCCUCCACCAUCCAACAUUUGUGGUCGCUGGAUGGUGUGUUUCAGCGGCGUUACGAGCAGCUGGAAAGCAACAUGAAAAGUCUCUUCAGACGAGCCCAGCGAGUGGUUUACAAGCUCUUCAGCCUCAGCAAGAGGUGCCAAAAGCAGCCCCAUAUCAACUUGCCGCGUGAAAGGCCACAGUCGUAUUGGCUGAACUACUUCCAGUCUUUGCUAUACUGCUCUGAAAACAACCAGCUGGGAUCCUUCUCGGAAGAACUUCACACCUGCAUUUGUUCAUACGACCACAGCACCUGCCAGGUUCCCACACCAUGCUUCGUUGGUGAAGGUGCUGCCUGCGCUGUGUGUGCCAGCGACAACCACACUCGCUGCGGCAGCUGCAAUAUCGGCUACAUGCUAAGUCAAGGAGCCUGUCGACCAAUGGUGGCAGACUCCACCGAGAACUACUUGGGCUUUGAGACCGAUCUUCAAGACCUGGAGCUUCGCUAUCUCCUCCAAAGAGCCGAUCGGCGCUUGGAAGUCCACGCUAUCUUUAUUAGUAAUGACAUGCGUUUAAAUAGCUGGUUCGAUCCUUCAUGGAGGAAGAGGAUGCUGCUUACGCUAAAGAGUAAUAAAUACAAAUCCAACCUAGUCCAUAUGCUUUUAGGCAUCUCUCUUCAAAUCUGCCUUACAAAAAACAGCACUCUGGAACCCGCGCUCACCCUCUUUAUCAAUCCCUUCGGAGGCAGCCACUCUGAAAGCUGGCUAAUUCCUGUAAAUGAGAACGGUUUUCCAGAUUGGAAGUCGACUAAGCUGGAUCUUCCGCUGGAGUGCUUUAACUGGACUUUGACUUUCGGGAACAAGUGGAAGACUUUCUUUGAAACCAUCCAUAUUUAUCUGAGAAGCCGCAUUAAAACUUCUGGAGCCGGGGCUAAUGAGAGCAUUUACCUAGAGCCUUUGGAAAUGGCCGACCCUACUAGAAACCUGGGGUAUAUGAAGAUUAACAGCAUUCAAGUGUUCGGCUACAGUAUGCAUUUUGACCCGGAAGCGAUCCGGGACUUGAUCCUGCAGCUGGACUAUCCAUACACGCAGGGCUCGCAGGACUCGGCCUUGCUCCAGCUGCUGGAGAUCCGAGACCGGGUCAACCGUCUCUCUCCGCCGGGUCAACAACCUCUGGAUCUGUUCGCAUGCUUAUUACGCCACCGUCUCAAACUGACAGCUAAUGAGGUGGUGCGCAUUCAUGCCUCGCUCCAAUCUUUUAAUGCCCGUCUGCCCAACUCUCUGGAUUACGAGACCACUAAACUCUGCAGCUAACAGCUAAAGCAUCAUAACAGACAGCAAUAGAAGAAUUGUAAAAACGGAGUCAAGUCUCCAAAGACUUUCGGUGAUAGAGACACUGUUUUUGUGACUAAUAGAAGGUCUUGCUCAAAAGAACAGACUGAUUUUUAUUGUAUAGUACACUGAGAUCAAAGAUGAGGUUUGGAAAAUAUAUGGAGUGUAUGUUUGUAAUUUUUAUAUCUGUUUUUUUUCUUUCACGCUUCAGUAACAGUGCACUUUCCUUGGAAAGAAUACAGUGAUGUCAGUCGAUUUUGUAGAUAAAUUGUUAUUAAAACAUCAUGGUCGUAAUUGAGUAACAGUUGCAUUAUUUAUCAGCAGAUUUUUUUUAUCGCUAUGUGACAGCUUAGUUUAUUGGAAAAUCAACUGCGUUUUAUAAUUGCAACUGAGUGCACUUAAUGAUAUGAACGUGAUAUAUGACUUCGAUAAAAUAAGAAUGAAACAGAAUUAUUA
Messenger RNA from Danio aesculapii, 3425 nucleotides. It is a transcript of the gene brinp3a.2, whose product is annotated as bone morphogenetic protein/retinoic acid inducible neural-specific 3a, tandem duplicate 2. Lineage: Eukaryota; Metazoa; Chordata; Actinopteri; Cypriniformes; Danionidae. Gene Ontology annotation, biological process: positive regulation of neuron differentiation; negative regulation of mitotic cell cycle. The transcript is spliced from 8 exons. The record is from RefSeq and is a predicted model, not a curated record. The coding region runs from base 687 to 2951 and encodes 754 amino acids.